AUGGAGGUACUUAUGGCAGAACGGGCCGAUCUAGUCUUUCACAAUAACGUGAUAGGUGGAACUGCCAUUAAACGACUUAUUAGCAGAUUAAUAGAUCAUUUCGGAAUGGCAUAUACAUCACACAUCCUAGAUCAAGUAAAGACUCUAGGAUUCCAUCAAGCUACUGCUACAUCUAUUUCAUUAGGAAUUGAUGAUCUUUUAACAAUACCUUCAAAAGGAUGGCUAGUCCAAGAUGCUGAACAACAAAGUUCCAUUUUGGAAAAACAUAAUCAUUAUGGAAAUGUCCAUGCGGUAGAAAAAUUACGCCAAUCCAUUGAAAUAUGGUAUGCUACAAGCGAAUAUUUGCGACAACAAAUGAAUUCCAAUUUUAGGAUGACUGACCCCUUUAAUCCAGUCCAUAUCAUGUCUUUUUCAGGAGCUAGAGGAAAUGCAUCUCAAGUGCACCAAUUAGUCGGAAUGAGAGGAUUAAUGUCAGAUCCACAAGGACAAAUGAUUGAUUUACCCAUUCAAAGCAAUUUACGUGAAGGACUGUCUUUAACAGAAUAUAUAAUUUCUUGCUACGGAGCCCGUAAAGGGGUUGUAGAUACUGCUGUACGAACAUCAGAUGCUGGAUAUCUUACACGUCGACUUGUUGAAGUGGUUCAACACAUUGUUGUACGGCGAACAGAUUGCGGUACCAUCCGUGGGAUUUAUGUAAACACCCGAAAUGGAAUGAUGCCAGAAAGAAUUUUGAUACAAACAUUAAUUGGUCGUGUAGUAGCAGACGAUAUAUAUAUAGGUUCACGGUGCAUUGUCGUUAGAAAUCAAGAUAUUGGAAUUGGACUUAUCAAUCGAUUCAUAACUUUUCAAACACAACCAAUAUUUAUUCGAACCCCCUUUACCUGUAGGAAUACGUCUUGGAUCUGCCGAUUGUGUUAUGGGCGGAGUCCUAUUCAUGGGGACCUGGUAGAAUUGGGAGAAGCUGUAGGGAUUAUUGCUGGUCAAUCUAUUGGAGAACCGGGAACUCAACUAACAUUAAGAACUUUUCAUACUGGUGGAGUAUUCACAGGGGGUACUGCUGAAUAUGUGCGAGCCCCCUCGAAUGGAAAAAUAAAAUUUAAUGAGGAUUUAGUUCACCCUACACGGACACGUCAUGGAUAUCCUGCUUUUAUAUGUAAUAUAGACUUCUAUGUAACUAUUGAAAGUGACGAUAUUAUACAUAACGUCAUUAUUCCACCAAAAAGUUUUCUAUUAGUUCAAAAUAAUCAAUAUGUAAAAUCAGAACAAGUGAUUGCGGAGAUCCGCGCGGGAACAUCUACUUUAAAUUUGAAAGAGAGGGUUCAAAAACAUAUUUAUUCUGACUCAGAAGGGGAAAUGCAUUGGAGUACCGAUGUGUACCAUACAUCACAAUUUAUAUAUAGUAAUGUACAUAUCUUACCAAAAACAAGUCAUUUAUGGAUAUUGUCAGGAAAGUCGUGCAGGUCUAAUACAAUCCAUUUUUUACUUCGCAAGGAUCAAGAUCAAGUUACCAUGGAUUCACUUUCUAAUGGAAAAACAAAUAUUUCGAAUCUUUUAGAAAGGAAUGAUCAAGUAAAACAUAAAUUCAAUACUUUUGGUACAAAAGAAAAGUGGAUUAGCGAUUCUUCAAUAUUGAAUCAAAUCAUAUGUACAGAUCAUUCUGAUUUAAUGUAUCCUGCUAUUUUGAACGAUACUUUUUAUUUCUUGGCGAAAAGGCGAAGAAAUAGAUUUCUUAUUCCAUUUCCAUUCCAAUCGAUUCAAGAACGAAAGAACGAACUAAUGUCCCCUUCCGGUGUCUCCAUUGAAAUACCUAUCAAUGGUAUUUUUCAUGAAAAUAGUAUUUUUGCUUAUUUCAAUGAUCCUCAAUACAUAAGACAGAGUUCAGGAAUUACUAAAUAUACAACUAUAGGAAUUCAUUCUAUUUUUCAAAAAGAAGAUUUCAGUGAGUAUCAAGGAAUCGAAGAAGUAAAGCCAAAAUACCAAAUUCAAGUAGAUAAAUUUUUUUUUAUUCCCGAAGAAGUGCAUAUUUUACCCGAAUCUUCUUCCCUAAUGGUACGGAAUAAUAGUCUUGUUGGAAUAGGAACACCAAUCACUUUCAAUAUAAGAAGUCGAGUAGGCGGAUUGGUCCGAUUAGAAAAGAAAAAAAAAAUAGAAUUAAAAAUAUUUUCUGGAAAUAUCCAUUUUCCCGGAGAGAUGGAUAAGAUAUCCCGACACAGUGCCAUCUUGAGACCGCCCGGAACGGUAAAAAAAAAAUGCAAGGAAUCAAAAAAAUUUAAAAAUUGGAUUUAUGUCCAAUGGAUCGCAACUACCAAGAAAAAGUAUUUUGUUUUGGUUCGACCUGUAAUUUUAUAUGAAAUACCGGACAGUAUCAAUUUUGUAAAACUUUUUCCCCAAGAUCUAUUCCAGGAAAAGGAUAAUCUGGAACUAAAAGUUGUCAAUUAUAUUCUUUAUGGAAAUGGAAAAUCCAUUCGGGGAAUUUCCGACACAAGGAUUCAAUUAGUUCGGACUUGUUUAGUCUUCAAUUGGGAUCACGGGAAAAAAAGUUCUUCUAUUGAGGAGGCCCCCGCUUCCUUUAUUGAAGUAAGUACAAAUGGUUUGAUUGAGUAUUUUCUAAGAAUUGACUUAGUCAAAUCUAAUACUUCAUAUAUUAGAAAAAGAAAUGACCCGUCUGGUUUAGGAUUGAUCAGGGAUAAUCAAUCGGAUCGAAUCAAUCCCUUUUUUUCUAUUCAUUCCAAGGGAAAAAUUCAACAAUCACUUAGCCAAAAUCACGGAACUAUUCCUAAAAUGAAAAAUGGACCACACCUAAAACUAAAAUCGGGUCAAGUUAUAACAGUUCAAAUGGAUUCUGUAAUAAUAAGAUUGGCUAAUCCUUAUUUGGCGACUCCAGAAGCAACCAUUCACGGCCAUUAUGGGGAGAUCCUUUCUCAAGGAGAUAUUUUAGUUACAUUCAUAUAUGAAAAAUCGAGAUCCGGUGAUAUAACACAAGGUCUUCCAAAAGUGGAACAGAUAUUAGAAAUACGUUCGAUUGAUUCAAUAUCCAUGAAUCUAGAAAAAAGAAUUGAUGCUUGGAACGAGUGUAUAACAAAAAUUCUCGGCAUGCCUUGGGGAUUCUUGAUUGGUGCUGAGCUAACUAUAGCGCAAAGUCGUAUUUCUUUGGUUAAUAAAAUCCAAAAGGUUUAUCGAUCCCAGGGAGUACAUAUCCAUAAUAGACAUAUCGAGAUUAUUGUGCGUCAAAUAACAUCCAAAGUCUUGGUUUCAGAAGAUGGAAUGUCUAAUGUAUUUUUACCUGGCGAACUAAUUGGAUUAUUGCGAGCAGAACGAAUGGGGCGUGCCUUGGAAGAACCCAUUUGUUACCGAGCUUUAUUAUUGGGAAUAACAAAAACAUCUCUGAAUACUCAAAGUUUCAUAUCUGAAGCGAGUUUUCAAGAAACUGCUAGAGUUUUAGCAAAAGCCGCUCUUCGGGGUCGUAUUGAUUGGUUGAAAGGUCUUAAAGAGAAUGUUGUUUUAGGGGGGAUGAUACCCGUUGGUACCGGAUUCAAAAGAAUAAUGCACCGUUCACGGUCAAGGCAACAUAACAAGAUUACCCGGAAAAAAAAAUUAUUCGAAGUAGAAAUUAGAAAUCUUUUGUUCCAUCACAGAAAAUUCUUUGAUUUUUAUCAUUUCAAAGAAUUUAUGUGA
This is a messenger RNA of Vicia faba (fava bean), 3675 nucleotides long. The record is from the annotation of a GenBank genome assembly. NCBI's taxonomy places the organism in Eukaryota, Viridiplantae, Streptophyta, Magnoliopsida, Fabales, Fabaceae.